Oppia nitens is the source of this 1158-nucleotide messenger RNA. RefSeq names its product exodeoxyribonuclease-like (gene Rrp1). Gene Ontology annotation, biological process: base-excision repair. NCBI's taxonomy places the organism in Eukaryota, Metazoa, Arthropoda, Arachnida, Sarcoptiformes, Oppiidae. Gene Ontology annotation, cellular component: nucleus. Gene Ontology annotation, molecular function: endonuclease activity; DNA binding; DNA-(apurinic or apyrimidinic site) endonuclease activity. The coding region runs from base 111 to 1049 and encodes 312 amino acids. The record is from RefSeq and is a predicted model, not a curated record. The transcript is spliced from 2 exons.
AUUGAUUUUUUAGAUAUCAAUUAAUUUCAUUUAGUUUUGCUUUUUUUAAUAUUAACUAUUUUUCAAUUUAUUACACCUUUAUUGCAAUUAUAGUAAUAACACCGACAAUAAUGAGUAAAAGGAGUGUCAAAAAUCAAAAGAUUUCAAAUAAGAAGAUUAAAAUUAAAGACGAAGAAAUUGAGGGAAUCAGUGAUGAAACUAAUGGCAAAACUGUUAGUGAAAUUGAAGUAAAUAUGAAGAGCGGAGGAGACAAUCGAUCGUUUGAUAACAAAAAGGUUAAUAUGAAGAUAAUGUCGUGGAAUGUGAGUGGACUUCGAGCGGCACUCAAGAAGGAUGCGUUCAAAGCUAUUGAUAAAGAAGAUGCAGAUAUAGUAUGUCUUCAAGAAAUUAAAUGUGAAAAGAAAGAUAUUCCCGAAGAGAUCAAUGUUUGGCAAAAAUAUCGGUUUAAAUACUACUGUUCCGCACAAACCAAAGGAUAUUCUGGUGUUUCUCUAUUCAGUAAAGAAAAGCCUUUAGAUGUCAAGUACGGCAUCAAUAUUAAAGAGCACGACUCAGAGGGUCGGGUCAUUACCGCUGAGUUCGAGAGCUUUUAUGUGAUUACGGCUUACAUACCUAAUUCAGGCAAAGGACUCGUCAGACUUGGUUACAGACAAAAGUGGAACACAGACUUUGAAGAAUACAUCAAAAAAUUGGAUGAAAAGAAAUCAGUUAUACUUUGCGGUGAUCUUAAUGUUUCGCAUAAAGAAAUUGAUUUGGAAAACCCUAAGACUAACACAAAGACCGCUGGAUUUACUAAAGAAGAAAGAGAAGACUUCACACGAUUAUUGUCGAGAGGUUUCAUCGACUCAUUCAGACAUUUAUAUCCCAAUCUUAAGAAGUCAUAUACUUUUUGGUCAUAUAUGCGAAACGCGAGACAAAAGGACAUCGGUUGGAGACUCGACUACUUUGUGGUGUCGAAGACAUUCAUUGACAAUGUCAUCGACAAUCAAAUACGUAAACAAGUGAUGGGAUCCGAUCACUGCCCUAUUGUCUUAUUGAUGUCCAUCUAAUUAUCUGUCAUUAUAUCAAUUAUCUGAUCUCAAGACAUAUCCUAAUCAAUACUUAACAUUGAAAUCAAUCAUAUAUUACGUGAUAAUAGUGUCGUAAUUGUUGUGUAAA